GAAAGGUGAUCUUGGGUCCAAGCAGUCCCAGAGUGCAGCCGCCUCUUUCCAAGAGCGGGGAAUUCCUUUGGAGAGGGACUUGCUCCAAGAAGUUCCCCAUGCCUCGGAAAGGAGUCGACUGCCACUUCUAUUUCAACUCUGUCUGCUUUAAGGGAGACAGCUGUCCAUUCCGCCACUGCGAAGCAGCUCUGGGGAGUGAAGAGGUCUGCAAGCUGUGGAUGCAGGGUCGCUGUUCCAGCAGCGACUGCAGGCUGAGACACACGAAAAUUGAUAAGAAGCGCAGUGAGAUUCCCUGCUUUUGGGAGAAUCAGCCGGGAGGCUGUCAGAAGGCCCACUGCCCUUUCCUUCACUUGAAGGAACGCAGUGGGAAUGGACCGACUGUACCACCAAGUGACGAAGCUGACACGAGCCUUCCUCUGAACAGCGGCCCUGCAGAAAGUCUGGAGAGCCAGACAGAGGUUGAGAAGGCAGCCGCGAGAGGUGACAUCCCAUCUUCCUCCCAUGGCCCGGCUGCGCAAAAGCGCAAGCGAUGUGAGGAGAAGGCCAAAGCAAGCGAGUUGCCUCUCAAGAAGAGAAUCAAGGCUGGACGCAAGGUGUUCCUCAGGUCUGCUGCUUGGAAAUCCACCUUCCCCACGAAGCAGACACUGAAGCGGAAGGCAGCGGACAUGGAACCGUCUGCUGCUGAGGACACCGAUGAGCCCCCAGCCCGAAAACUGCCUAGGGCCAUCGUUCCAGCCCUGCCUGGGGACAGCCUGGUGACCGUUGCUGCAGUUAAAACACCUCCGAGCAGUCUGGAACUGCUUCUGGGAAGCCAGGCAGACUCUGUGGCAGACGCUGUGCCUUGUGCCUCACAAGCAGCACAUCACAUGCAGCAGCUGAGCUGCACAGAGGCAGGGAAAGCGCUCGUCUGUGAGGAUGAUGACAUCGAGAAGUUGAUGAUGGAAAUCAUUGGAGAUGAGAUAGGAGACAUUGACAUGGACAGUGAGAAGGAUACGGACGAGCUCCUUCAGGAACUGUCAGACAUCAUUGACAGUGUAACACCGUAGUCUGAUUGUGUAUUUUAAAACAAACAACAACCAAAAACAAUUAAAACCAACCCUAUUUCUUUUCAACCAACCUUGUUCCUUUUCUUUCUUAUACUGUGGGGACACUUUUCCUGAAACUGUGCAACGUGUCUGAAAGCAAACUGGUCAAAAUCAGCAGCGCCUGCAUUCUGUUCUCCUGAUUUCCCUGCUGCUCAGAGUUCAGGGGCCGUGCACCCGUUCCUCUGGAUCCUGGCCAAGGGGGCAGCACGGAAUUGGUGAGGCCAGCAAGUGCUGGCGUUUGUGCCGCUGGCGCUAAGGAGCAGAAGGUGGCACCAUCCAUGGAGCUGCUCUGUACAAGCACCUGGCCCAACCUGGGUUGGGACGCCUCUCAGGGACGACCAAAUCCUCGGGGCUGUGGAUCAAUGGAAGCCGGGGCAAAGUCCUGCCACUCGAGUCAGCCUCAGUUGUCAUCUGCUGAGGAAUGGCAGUGCUUGGUGAAUGCCUGCUCUACGUUCAAGGUGAGGGUAACCGUGAGCAGAGGCCAGCUCAUUCUUCUUACAUCCACCUCCCUACUUGUUUAUGCCCUUUAAUUAUACGCAUUUGUUGCACAAGGGUUUUUGUUGCUUUACUUGAUCCACAUAUUUCUGUCUGUCCUUUUCUGUCUGUAUCUGUACAUAGACGUAGGGCAUCCUGUUAGUGAGUUGGAUCUUGUCAUCUCUGAAUCUGU
Messenger RNA from Tympanuchus pallidicinctus (lesser prairie-chicken), 1752 nucleotides. Its product is annotated as zinc finger CCCH domain-containing protein 11A-like. Lineage: Eukaryota; Metazoa; Chordata; Aves; Galliformes; Phasianidae. The record is from RefSeq and is a predicted model, not a curated record. The transcript is spliced from 8 exons. Gene Ontology annotation, molecular function: metal ion binding. Bases 99 to 1046 code for a protein of 315 amino acids.